AUGGCAGUACACACAGGAGAGAAAAAUUAUCAAUGUGAAAUAUGUGACAAAGCAUUUGCACAAAAGCAUAAUCUAAAAACUCAUAUAGAAGUACAUUCAGGAGAGAGGAAAUAUAAAUGCGAAAUAUUUGACAAAGCUUUUGCUCAUAAAUGUACUCUUAAAUCUCAUAAAGAAGCACAUUCAGGACAGAAGAAACAGAAGAAACAUAAAUGCGACAUAUGUGACAAAGCGUUUGCUCAUAAAUGUACUCUAAAAUCUCAUAUAGAAGCACAUUCAGGGCAGAAAAAUUAUAUAUGUGGAAUAUGUGACAAAGCAUUUGCUCAAAUGAGUACUCUUAAAACUCAUAUGGUUGUGCACACGGGUAAGAAGAAAUUUAAUUGUGAAAUAUGUGACAAAGCAUUUGCUAAUAAAGUUACCUUAAAGACUCAUAUGGCAGUGCACACAGGAGAGAGGAAUUAA
This is a messenger RNA of Ruditapes philippinarum (Manila clam), 459 nucleotides long. RefSeq names its product myoneurin-like. NCBI's taxonomy places the organism in Eukaryota, Metazoa, Mollusca, Bivalvia, Venerida, Veneridae. The coding region runs from base 1 to 459 and encodes 152 amino acids. The transcript has a single exon. Gene Ontology annotation, cellular component: nucleus. The record is from RefSeq and is a predicted model, not a curated record.